Molecule: messenger RNA, 2166 nt
Organism: Cladocopium goreaui
Lineage: Eukaryota; Dinophyceae; Suessiales; Symbiodiniaceae
Source: the annotation of a GenBank genome assembly
AGUCUCGCUACUUGCAAAUGCACGGCAAUGGAGAAUGGCAGUCACAUCGGCCAAACAGAUCUACAACAGUGUACUCGUGAAAGUCACCUUGCCAUUGGCCACGGACAACGACGCUUGUAGAAGCAACCGAUCUCCGCCAUAGAAAGUUCGGUCACCGCGGCAUGGCAUUGGGUCUAGCUGGAAAUGCUGAGAAAGCUGCUGCGAAUAUGUGCUGGGGUGACAGUUGCCAUUUUUCUUUUGAAUUGUCGGAGGUCAUAUCUACUCACCCGCGAUGCUUUUGGCUUUGACGAUGAAGAGGAUGAUGGCCCCGCCAUGCUGAUGGAUGGAGGAAUUGUCGAUUCCAAUGAUUCCAGCUCCAGACAAACCCCAGGCAUCACUGCUGGUGGUUUUUUCUUGCACCAGCUGAGUGCCAAAGCUCCGGGCUGUGAAGGCUUCUGCUGCAACAUGGGUGACAAGGAAGUGCAGUGCCUCGAUGUGGAAAGCUGCGCUGCCAUCGGAUCCAAUGGGAGCAAUGCCGCGUUACCGCGGCCACGCUAUGCCCUGGUGCUGAGUCACUACGGCGUGCCAACCAACAGGCUCCUGCAGUCCAUCAAGUCAAUGCAGGCUGCAGCACUGGCUGCUGGUGCCGACAUUUUGGUGCUAAUGAUGCAGGACCAUGCGGAUCAGAUGAGUUACAGAUUGCAGAGGCGCUUGAAGAAAUGGCGUGUGAAGGUGCACCUAGUCCCCUGGGCCCUGCCACCGGGGAUGAUUUAUAUCAAGAAGGUCACCAAAUACGAUGGCUGGUGCGGCAAGAUGGACUUCAUUCGACUCCAUGCCUUGGCCUUGGAGGGCUACGAUGCCAUCGCAUACUACGAUGCGGACUGCGAGUUUCAGGGAGAUAUCCUGCCGGUCCUGCAGUGUGCAUCUCAGGGCUAUUUCUUAAGCACCAGUGGUGGUGUUGGCGAGAACUUGAACGUGGGCUUCUUUGCCACCAGACCUGACCGGCGCUUGUUGGAAGCUGCACUGAUCUUCGCCCGCCGCAACAACUUCAGCCGGGAGGAUGGCUGGGGCAAUUCUGGAUGGAAGCCACGAGGCUAUUACUACGUGGGAGGAGAAUGUGGUCAGGGCUUCUUUUACAGCCUCUACUACUCCAGGACUGGAAGGAGCGAAGCCGCCGAGAAAGCAUUGGAGGCUGCGGGUAUUUGGCAGAAUGGCGUUUUCGAGCCAGCCCAGCUGGAUCGGUGCCUCUGGAACUACCAGACCAGCUGGGGCUGCCGCAAGGACUUCGAUUGUGAACGCGUGCGGGUGCACCACAAGCCGACCAAGGAGCGGGGGAGCGACAGGAAUGAAUGCGAGAAGCUUCGCUUUCGUGAGCAACGAAGGAAGCAGGCGCAAGAACAGCGGCUGCAGCGCAUCAGAAAUAUGUCAGCUCAAGAAAUUCCUGCUGCCAAAGAAGGGCUGCUUCUGCGUCACCUCAAUGGACUGUGUCUGCGACCUGGAAAUGGCUUACUGCAGCUGGCGGACUGUGGGGACUUCAACGUACGGCUGGUGGAAGCGGACGCAAUGGAGGAGGGUGAGGUCUUCUUGGGUGAGUUUGUUCUGAAGCUCGGUGACCAGUGUGCUGCUCCAUCUGCUGAGAUGGCGGAACCUCAACUGCUCUUGGCACCGUGCCAUCGGAUUCAUCGACACCUGCAGAUCUUUCGGGUCUUGAGGGCGACUGGAAAUUCGGAGAUGUUCAUCUUGCAGCACAAAGCUUCAAGCAAAUGUAUACAUCCCAACGGGGGCAAAGAGAAACCAGAAGCGGAAACGCCUCUCUUGUUGCACCACCAGUGCGAUAGAUCUCGAAGGGCCUUGAUGUUCCAAGCCAAAGACAACAUGAGCGCAGUUGAAACUUGAUCAUCGUCCACCUGACUUGGGUAGCUCGCGGACAACCUGGACAACCCGGACAACCCGGACAACCACAAAUCCGGCGGCAACGUAGAGAACUUGGUGGUCGUCGUUAUGAACCUCCAGGCCUUCGUCCAUGGUCCCCACGGGGGUUUGCGAUAUCGGCUGGACCUCGUACACACGCGCCGUUCACAUCAUCCGUUUACCCGUUUACAUCACAUUUGUGCCAUGUUCUGAGGUUCUGGUGCUUUAGUCUUUCUGACCCAUCUGACACCAACUGACAGUAGAUGCUGCAGAAAA